CUUAAUAAUGGAACACUGUACCUGAAUAAAGUGGGUUCUGACGAGGAAGGUGAUUACACCUGUUAUGCUGAAAACAAACUGGGUAAGGACAAGAUGCAUGUUCACAUAAGUGUGGUAACUGCAGUGCCACGCAUUCAGCGCCCAAUUCUCUCCUAUGCCAAAGUGAAGCCAGGUAGAAACGUUCGCUUUGACUGUAAGGCUAUAGGUGAGCCCAAGCCAAAUGUCUUUUGGAUGCUUCCGUCCAAAGACAUUAUUGCUGCAUCUAAUGAUCGUUACUUAGUGCAUGCUAAUGGUUCCCUUGAUAUACAAAAUGUUAAAUUAGUUGAUGCAGGGGAGCAUGUCUGCAUGGCUCGUAAUGCUGCAGGUGAGGAGAAUAAAGAAUAUAAACUAGACAUUGAUGGAAACCCACCCAUCAUCAAUGGCUUGAAUCAAAAUAGAACUGUGUUGAAAGAUACAGCAGUCAAAUAUACUAGAAAGCUAAUAGACUGCAAAGCUGAAGGGGAUCCAGCACCAAAGAUUACAUGGAUCAUGCCUGACAAUAUAUUUCUUACCGCUCCCUAUUAUGGGAGCAGGAUUAAUGUCCACAGCAAUGGUACGCUAGAAAUCCGUAAUGUUAGACCAUCAGAUACAGCAGAGUUUAUUUGUAUGGCUCAGAAUGAUGGAGGUGAGGCAGUCAUGUUGGUUCAAAUGGAAGUGACUGACAAACUCAGGAGGCCUAUUUUUAACAACCCUUUUAAUGAGAGAGUGGUGACUCGGGUAGGGAGAACUGCAGUGCUAAACUGUUCUGCUGAUGGGCAACCCAUGCCUGAAAUUAUAUGGACACUCCCCAAUCGGACUCGGUUCAGUGGAACACCUGGGUUCAAGGGCUCAAGAUAUCACCUGGGUACCGAUGGCACAUUUGUUAUUUAUAACUCCAGCAUAGAGGACACUGGUAAAUACCGUUGUGCUGCAAAGAACAAAGUGGGCUAUAUCGAGAAGCUGGUCAUUUUUGAGGUGAUUCAAAAGCCUUAUAUUCUAACAUGGCCAAAGGGGAUAAUUCAGGGGAUUUCUGGACAAUCCCUCUUCCUGCAUUGCCUGACAGAUGUAAUCCAGCUCAGCAUUUCUUGGACCAUGCCAGGAGGUUUUGUUCUUGCACGUCCACAGGUGAGUGGGCGCUACCAUUUGAUGGAAAAUGGGACACUUGUUGUACAUGAGACAGUCAUACAUGACCGUGGGAAUUACGUGUGCCGAGCAAAGAAUGAUGCUGGUGAGGCAGUUCUUUCUGUGCCUGUUGUAAUUAUUGCAUAUCCACCCCGGAUCACUAAUGGGCCACCACCAACUGUGAGAGGAGUGGCUGGAGUUCCUGUUUAUCUUAAUUGUGUUGCUAAUGGAAUACCUACACCAGAGAUAAACUGGGAGCUACCAGAUCGGUCUAUUCUUUCUACAACUGGAAAAGAACGACCUGUAGGCAGUGAGCUUCUCCACGCACAAGGGACACUUAUAAUUCGAAACCCCACAAGAGCGCAUUCUGGUAAUUACAAGUGUAUAGCCUUUAAUUACCUGGGCAGAGAUACCAGAACAACAUAUAUGACAGUAAUAUAA
This is a messenger RNA of Sinocyclocheilus rhinocerous, 1581 nucleotides long. RefSeq names its product immunoglobulin superfamily member 10-like. The record is from RefSeq and is a predicted model, not a curated record. NCBI's taxonomy places the organism in Eukaryota, Metazoa, Chordata, Actinopteri, Cypriniformes, Cyprinidae.